AGCCCGCCCAGCCCCACCACCAGUACCAGCACCCCUCCUCCACUGUAAGCUCACUUACUCACACACACACACACACACACACACUCUUUUCUCUCCCCUUCUGUGUGCCAGUCCCCCUCUCUCUCUCUCUCUCUCUCUCUUGCUCUCUCUCUCUCUCCUUCCACUUCCUCAAAGUGGCCAGAUCUCCUCUUUUCUCUCUUAUCCACUUUACAUCCCUCCAACUCUCUUUUCCUCCUUCCUCCAGCUGUGAGAGCGACCAGCCCUAACUUGGCCCGCUCUCUUUUUUCACUUCAGUCCAGUAGGAUCUCAGGCUGCCACUUUUGAAAAAAACUUCUCCUACAGACUUUAUUUUCAUACCUGACCUUUUAUUUUUUUGAACCUUAACCCUUACCCUCUGGAGAGGCUUCUUAGUGUGUGUCUGGCGUGUGCAAGGCAGUGUGUGCGAGAGCUCCGGUGUCUUGCUCUUUGGCCUUGAGAGACUCCCCUAAAGAUUGUGACUGAAGGAGAGACGAUUUCACCACCAUGAAUGUUCAGCUGCUGCUCCUGUUGGCUCUAGUUGGCCCUUUCUGUGCCUUCACACAUGCAAGUAAGUGAACUUUCUGCUAUCACUGUCCUGCUGUUAGCACACUGUGUCCCCUCUCCUUCCUCUGCCUCCAUGUGCACACACCACACCACUCUUUGUCUGCUUUAAUCCCUGCUGAUUGAACAAUAAAUCUGUGGAGGCUGCUUUUUAGGAGGUUAAAACACUCAACUCCAAUUUGUGUACCCACAAAAUAAGUAACUAAGUUCUGAAGUGAAGAAAUUUCAAGACAUUCGAAUUUAGAAAUAUUUUCUUUGUGAAGUUGUAACUGAAAACCGCUUUUGAAGUUGCCAGUUGUCCUGCGGUCCAUAUGUUCCAUCCUGCCUGAGGAUCACACUAAUGGAAAAAAAAAAAACAGUGCUUGUUAAUUGAACAAAAAAACGGGCCAGCUUAAGUGUCUGAAGAAGAAGUCUGUGUUGAUCUUGUCUUUGUCUUGGGAUCUUUUUUUCUCUCUUUUACACACCACUCCUGAGCUCUGGACAGCAGGAAAAGUUAGAUUUGCUAUAAGACAUGUGGGAGAAAUGUGAUGUAAUAGCAGAAGCUCUGCCGCCUCGUGUCUGUAAAUUCUUGGCACUGGUAAGGAGAAGAAAGGAAUAUCCUCUGGAAAGCUCCCAAAACAGAGCUCAUAGAGAGGGAGGGGUGGGUCGGUGAGGGCGGUAAACUGUAACAUACACCGUACACAUUUAUCUGAAAGCUUAUCCUCCUGUCUCCUCUCACUUUCCUCCUGAUCUCUCAGCUCUUCUCAACCCGGACUGCUUUCCUCAUUUUUGAUUUCCUUUUUGCAUCCCAGCCCUGUCUCGCCUAUUUUUCUCCCUGAAUGUAUGUUUUCCCUUUCUUCUUUUCUUUCUGCUCUCUUCCUUUGCCUUGACCAGCAGUGUUUGCCCAGUGGAAGCAGCACAGAGGCACAGAGGGGGGUGUGGCCCAGUCCAGAGGGAGCUGUUGGGCAGGGCUGCUUUGCGUGUGUGUAUUAAUAGAGAGAGGCUCUAUAUUUAAGAGGGUCAUAUGGAUGAGAGAGGAGCAGGAGACCAGAAGAGAGAGAACACCAGCUACGUGAUGAGCUUUAAGAGGCACCCCACCCUCUUUCACCCGCGUGUUGUUAGACCUCCCCCUUGGCAUUUACCCAUCUUUGGUGGGGUAUCAAGCUUUACCACUUAAAAUCCCCCUCCCCUUCCCACAUUUACCCUAUCUCUUCACAGUCCUCCGCCUUUCUCCAGCUCUCUGCCCCCUUCUAGUUUGAUGGGUCUGGACCCCAGCAGACAGGGUCGGUGCAAGGAGGGAGAAGUGAGGGACUGGGUCUAUUUUUAAAUAGAAACCUUAACUAGUUAGAGUCCAAGUGUGUGCUUCAUUCCUGUAGAAGUUUGUUUUCUGAAAAGAAGCUCUCUGACAUAAAGAAUUGACUUCAAUUCAGCCGUCUUACUCUCCCAAAGAAAGUGGGAAACAAAGAAAGUGGCUCCCUCCACAACCAAGCUUUUCAAAAAGGGUCUUUUGACUCCUCGCGCCUGCUCACUUAACUAGCAAACCCCAUGUAUCCUGUAAAACCCUCCACCUAUUACUCACGCUGCCCUCCCCUUCUCCCCUUUUCGUCCGGUCUCCUUCUUAAUGAGCUUUGUCUGCCUCCCUGCUCUUAUAACAUCCCCGUCACAUCUGGCUGUGGAAGGGAGAGGUCAAUGCCCUCUGUCCAUGCCCACUUCUAGAAAUGACUCAAAUACUGCGCUCAUGCUCUAAAUAUGAGACACAUGUGGGUAGGGAAGGACAGUUUGGAGAGAAGGAGCACUUCUUCGUGUCAACUGAGAAUCAUUUUCAGACAGAAAUUAAACAUGCUUUGUCAUACUUUUUUCCGCACGGAGAGAGAAACAUCUGUUAUGCAAAGCAGUGUGAGACCAUCUUGGCUACUAAACUCUGACGACUCAAUACUGCAAGACAAACUAGGCUCAAGAGUUUAGCCCUGUGGAGUGUUUUUGUGUGUUUGUGUGUGUGUCUCUGUUAGUAUAUAUGUGUCCUCAAUGAGCGCUGACACAAAUGUCUCCCAUCUGUAGCACCUAUGUGCGUUGUAGGGUGAGGUACGGUACAGGGGAAAGUAGAAAAAAGUCAAGUUGCUGACUAAGGAACACUUACACAACUGGGUGUGUGUUUUAAGAAGUGGGAGUUGGAUUUAAAGGUCAAGGGGGGUUAGAUACAUUCAGAUGUUUUCUUUAUAUAUUUAUCAAAAUCAGCAGUGUUGCUUCUAUCUGGACUGUUUGGUUGAAUUGGAAAGAAUUGAAGAAGUAAAAGGGUUUGCCACGAUGCAUGAUGUGUUUAUUUCUGUCAUUUCUACAGUGGUUGCACAUCUUGUCAUCCCUGCCCUGACUCAUUACAUGUUAGGAAUUUAAUCAGACCUAUUAAACCCAAGAUUAAAGGCCCACUUGAUCAAGGUCUGGACCAGUGUCUGCCCCUGGCAAUAAAGUCCAGAUGGGACCUGCUGUAUGUACUGCAUCUAAUUUAGAGCAGGAGGCGAAAACAACAGUUUUUUUCUCCUGCUUUAAAUCUCCAGUCAGUGCAUGGCACGGCCCAGUAUCUUCAUAGCCAACUCCCAUGGUCAAGCAGGGGAGGCAACACUGUGCGGUAUCUCAUCAUAGUUGUAGUUGAGUAUGAUGGGCAGGGCGCCUAUCUCGCUCACAUUUCCCUCCUCCAACGCUGCAAAAACAUUCCUGAGCUCCAAAGGUGGACACUCUCACACUCCCUUGCUCCAUCCACACGAGUCCUCUCCCUCCCACACAGGACUGUGAAUUGGCGGCUGUCUCUUUGUCUUACACACAAACAGGGGGCCUGUAUGAUGGCUGAUUGUGAUCAUAAUGGAUGGAAGCUGUUACUCCCUCUUUUUCCUGCCUCAUACCGUGUAUCCCUGUGUCCCUCCCUCACUCUUGAACUCUCUCUGGAGGUCUUAUUUAUGCCAGGCAGAAGUGAUGCUCAACAUGGGGGGUUAUUGCCUCCUUCUCCCAGUAUUUAGCUGCAGUCCGUCAACACUACACCUACUUUUAAUCCUUUUUUCUUGUCUGCCUUUGAAACCCCACCUGUCUUUCUCUGAAACCUCUCUUUACGUAUGGUAUCAUUACCACUUGUUUGCUUUUGUGCUCUUUCUGCAUUGUGAUUCCCUUCAAUAUCUUUCUUUCUGAAGUAUGUUAGUAUAGUCGGGAGAUGUCAAAUCAGAAAUCGCUAUUUUAGGGAACCAACCCUUUAAUGUCUUUAGAGAGACCAUAGGUUUGCUUAUAGCCACAAUCUACACACAAAUUAACUCAUGGCAGUGUGAACUCAUUGCCACUUGUUAACGAUUGUUAAAUAGCAGGGUGAUUUCAAGCUAUUUCGUACUCCACAUUGAAAUGGAUGCAAGAAGGAGCACGUGUGGUCUAAAUGAUGUAAUGGUGGGUAAAAUGACCUGGGUGCACCACUAAACAUUUGGAAUAAUAAGGCUGAUGCUGCAGUUACGUAAACGGUCCUCAGUCUAGGACUGAAAGACUGAAAAGAAACUGGAGCUGCUUCCAAACCCCGCUUUUCUUUUACUUGCAAAGGGGUGCAUGGAGCUAAAUUUCAUGGCCAUGUCUCCUGAGCCUUGUUGUUUUGUGUGUUCGAUCAUUAUAAAACACACAAAAAAAGGCAAAGACAGCAAAGGCAUGUCUGAGUUUUCAUGAUGCUCACAAAUUUAGAGAAGCUAUAUUUUGGUUUUACUUGAACUCUAGGUUGAUGAAAAAAAAAAUCCUCACCAGCUUCAGGGGCCCUGUUCUGGAUCCAACCCUACUCUAGGACCCCCCCUCAGGUUUGAAAGAGGGUCACUAAAACACACACAGACUAAGCACUACACACAGACACACUUCUUGCUGCGUGCAGAGAAUGAGAACCAAAGACCGAGUUCACAGUGAAAUCAGGCAGCAAAAAGGACUCAGUCCUGCUCCCUCAGAGCUCCCCUCCACCCUCUCACUCUCCGAUCUGCCCUCCCCUUCUUUCUUUCUCUCUCUCUUUCUCCCUGCAGGGAUUCAGCCUUUUCAAAGGUUUCAGCAGUAACAAACCACUCCUUAGGGAGUGGCAGGGUCACUUCGAGGAAGGUGGACAAGGAGUAGAUUAAAUGGAGAGGAGAGGGGAUGUGGACCACAGCAGUCUCAGUCUUUGACUCACUCGUGCAGCUGUUUUUAGGAUCAUCAGCAUGGUGGGGAGGAAAUACUACUCUGAGCUAAUUGUGGGAACUGUACACAUAAUGAAACAAUUGUUAACAGAGGUUGAAGGGGCAAUUACACAUAGCUGACAUAGCCAUACUCAGUGAAGCACAGACCAUUUUAUCAUCGUUCGCAGACGCUCCAAACAAACAGCAUGAGUGGCCUUCAAAAAGCCCCUUCAGUGCUCUGCAAUAGUGGGAACAAAUGUUUUGUUAUAUUUACCCCUCCUGUUGCUAAUGAACACACCAGGCAACACAGGACUAGGAAUAACUGUGCCGGUUGUUAGACAAAUCCAGCAGUUCAGGGUUAUUUUUACCCCUGUAAAGUAUUCUCGAGUUUUUUAAGAACAAUCAAAGAUAGAGAGAGCCUGAUGAUGUCAGACGCUAAGAUUAGAAAAAUAACAAAGACACUCUCCUAGUCUCUGGAGUCAAAGUUUUCAGGGAGAUGAAGAUUUAAAGUUUUUUUUGUGUGUGUGUGAGUGUGUGUGUUUUUUUUCCAAAAGGAAGAAGCGAUGUCGGGCCAACAUCUUGUCAGUGGAAAGUUAACUGUAGACCAUAAUUUCAGUGCCACACUGAAAUCUACCUCCUUCAUUUUUAAGCAGUGCUGUCCAGGCUAAGCUUUCAGUUGUGGCUGGGAGGAUGUUGUACGUGGGAAGAUGGAGCUGAGGCUAUUGAGGGAAAUUAUUAGGUUGAACUAAGAUUGCUGCAUAGUCCAGACCUUGAUGACAGACCAAAGGAUAAAUACAUGUCUUUAUACAGUUGCUCAGUACACAAUGAAAGCCUCUGAUUUACAGCAAAACUUGAAUUUAAAGAUCAUCGUUCAAAUACAUAAAUUUUAAGAGUUCAAUAUUCAGGCUAGAUGUUGGACAGAAUUCCUACAUUUUUCUGUUUCUGCGCUUAAGAUUUAUUGUUGACACAUCCUUCAUGAGAAUAGUCAUAAAUCUUCCAGUUGUUUCUCCCAAAAUCAGGCGUUGUCCCUGCAGCCCCACCCUUUAAUGACAACACAUGCUAAGUGUGUGAGGGUUAACAAGCAUUCUCACGCCCGAUCCAUACACUAGCUGCUGCAGCAGCGUGCCUCUGCCUCCACAGGAAAUGAGGAAGAGGAUGUGGCAUGCCAGUGCUCUAACGUAGAGUCUUCAAGACAGGAUGGAGGGGGGAUGUACAUUUUAUAGUCACGGGGUGUGGUGAUCAUGCUGUCACGGUAGCCAUUUGCUGGCUGAGUGUUACGCCAGAGUGUGAGAAAGAGGAGAGGUCGUGUCAGCACGUCCUUAAGUCAGGAAGGAAUCUGAACGUUUACCUAUUACAUUUUUUUGUACACAUCCUGACAGACUGGGGAACUUUUGUGUCAGCUCCAUUCUGUCCUGAUGGAACAGUGUGAAUUCCUGUAUUUAUACCUGCAUAUGAACACAUCUCUUACCUCUUUUUGCUCCCCUUAGGCCCCACAGAGAUCCCUACAGAACUUGAUGUUGACGCAGUUACUGAGGCUGCUGUAGUCCCUGUAGAGGUUACAGAGGCUCAGAAAGAAGAUCUCACUGUCGUCACUGAAGUUCCUGCAUCCGAACCAGAAGCAGCACCUGAAGAAGUUGCAACAGAAGCUGCCACUGAGGCUGCUCCUCCAGCUGUUACCGUCAACACUGAGGGGCAAGUAGUUGAGGCAGAGACAGAAGCUCCUACUGAUGCUCCUGCUGCUCCUGCUGUUCCUGCCACUGAAGCAGCAGAGCCUGCUAUCACUGACGCUCCUGCCGCAGACACAGAGGCUCCAGCAGCUCCCGCUGCUCCUGAAGUUACCGAAGCUCCCGCAGAAGAAGCAGAGGAAGAGCCUGCAGCAACAGCUGCCGCUGAGAUAGAGACUGAUGGAGGAGUGGUCGUAGAAGGCGAAGAGGGUGAGGGUGACAUGACAAUUAGGAGAAUUAUGCAUUUCUAUCUGGGGAGAUGGCACGAUUGGACCACCUUUUCCCCAAUUCUAUUAUCUCAUCUAAAAACCAAAUCUAGCACCGUAAGGUUCCUAAUGACUAUUUGAUGAGUGAAAAAAGUCAGAUAAUGAACUCUUUAAAGAGCUUGAAAUUGCUGCAAAUUUAUUCAAGAAUAUAAUAGAGCCAGCCAGGGGAGUCCAGGAGCAGACCAAACCUCAGAAAUGUUGGCCAAAAGCCAAAAACUGGUGGUCUUUUGCACAUUUUAAUGCCAUUGUUCUUCUUAGCAAACUAAUCAUCACUGCAUUUUUCAGUAAGUUGUGGAUGUAAAGCAAAUAUUUGAAGAACAGCAGACUUCAUCCGUGUGCUGUCUGCAGAUAUCAACACCUGUGGCAAAUUACACAAUGUUAUUUGACAAAUCCCUUCUUCCUUUCAAAUUCACUGCUGAAGAUGUCCCAUGAGUCUAGAGUGGAAAGAAGUGAGUUUGGCAGCGCUCUCUUGAAGUCCUAUUUAGGCUUUUCAUUUUAAUUCAGGAGUACAAAUGACUCAUUAAAUCUCUGGCAUAAACAAAACAUGAAAUAAUGAAAAAAAAAGCAAAGCACAGGCUGAGAUUUGAUAACAUCUCUUAUUGUUUUCCACAGAAGGCCUGGGUUCUGGUCAGGUAGUUGGCAUUGUGAUUGGCGCCCUUUUGGCAUUGAUCAUCGUCAUUGCCGUGGUGAUCGCCGUGGUGAGGAGGAUGGGCAAAUACUCGUAAGUUCUUCUACUUGAGUCAGCAUUUUACAUUCAAACACACCCCAAACUUGAUUUGCUGUGAGUGCAGAUGGUUAAUGUUAUGCAGUGAGUCAUCAGUUCUGGCUCCCUCCUAAUAUGGAGUCAAACAGUCUGGGCUUUGAGUCAUCACUGACACGUCCUGUGAUGAAAUAACAGGCUGUGAUGUAAUGGCUCUUGGCGAUGGAGUUGCUCAGUGUGAUCAGAUGACCUCACACGCCCUAUACAAAUUGUGCUACAGCUGUUGAACAUAUUGAACCUCCACAGUAUCCCCAUGAACCCUCCCCUCUGAAAACACUGUCAUGAGCUGCAUGUUUUGUUAAUGAUGAAUGUUUCUUGUGUCACAGGUCUGCCAAGAAAAAACCUGCGAAAAAAGACAGCGUUUUGGUUUCUGUAAAUUUCUUUGUUUGAUCCUAUUUGCUAAUCUUGUUAACACCUUGCCCAUCAUGAUCCUAACUCAAAAACGUGUAACAGAUGUUUCCUCCCCCUGAAAAAAAAAAAAAAAGAAAGAAAAAAGGUUGUUGCUGCUUUCUCUGACAUUCAGUUUCAUGGCCUAAAUGGGAAAAUUUGAGUAUUCAUCCUGACAUGUGGCUGCAUUUGGCCAUGAUAUUAGCUUGUUUAUUGACUCAGUGUCUGUCUAUGUGGCUGAUGGUCAUCAGGCAGACUGCUUUUAGACCAGUAGCUCUUUAUGAACAUAGGGAUCUGUGUUUGUCAGGGGUGCAGCAGCAACACAAACAUUUCUGUUUGGUGUUUCUUCUUAGGGGUUAAUCACCUGUGUUUUUGUGAUAAUUUGUGGAUUUUAAACUUGUUUAUUUUACAGUUUAUGAUUACGAGAUCUUCAAUGACUCUAGCCACUCUCUGAAAGGGGUAAAUGUAGUCACAAAACUAAUCUUGUCAACCUAAAAAACAACCUGGCUUUCAAAAUAAUGUCCUCCUUUUAAGGUUUUGAUAAAUUUGCCUCAUGUUAAGCUUAUGUUGUUUCUUUUUUUGUAUGUUUACCUACAUCUUUAAUCUUUAAUCGGCAAACAAGCUUUUUCCCCUACCUACUUUUUAUUUUAUCUUACCUUUCUCCACCUAUGUUGUUGUCCUUGCCCCCUGAAAGUAGAAAGUAGUUUUAAGACAUGAAAUUACUCAAGUUUACAUGGACGAAUGAAUAACUUAAGAUUCAAAUCUGUCAGAUAUUCCACCCACUGUUAACUCAAUCAUGCUUUUUUAUCCACUUUCUGGCUCUUUCUUUACUUUUUCUUUCUUGUUUCCUACAGCCCUUGAGGAGAAAGUCGGCCAAGCAGCAGGAGCGCCCAAAGUUCUGGAAAUUCUGAACUACUGAGCCGUGACGUCAUAUCCGAUCAUGAAAAUAAGCAUGAUACCAGAACUAAACUCAUCUAACCAGGACUCUGGACUGUUGCCAAAAAAAGAAGGGGGAAGGAGACGUGUGUGUUUAUGUAUGUACUGUAUGUAUGUGGGCCAAGAGGGGUACAUGAGCAAACAUCCUCAUCUCCUCCUGUCACCUCCUUUACCCUCCUGGAGCCGCUGACAAAAAAAAAAAAAAAAAAAAAAAAAGCUCUGUCUUCCCCCUACUUGCCUCAGCGUGAACAAAACAAGGUGACGGCGGGGUGUCACAAAGAAUUUCAGGCCUUUUCAAAUGCAUUUGUUAAAAAAAAGAGAGAGAAAGGGGGAAAAAUGUAGGGGAUUAUUUGUCAUCUUGGGGCUCAAUCUCUCUUCUUUCACAGAGUGACUGAUUUAGAUUAGUAUGGAAGUUUAAGAGAACCUCAAAAGGAGAGUACUGCCAAAAUUAAAGUGAAUUGAACACAGAAGGACAAUGGGAGAAGGAAAGCAGACAGACUGUAACAAAUUCCACAGGAUGUAUAUACAAUUCAAGAGGACUACAUAGUAUACAGCUACAGACUUUCUCAUAUGUUGCAGUUGCAUAGGCUAGCAUUUGAUAUUAUGAAAUGAACAGUACAUACAGGCAGCCUUAAGCUAUUGUAAAAGCUAUCAGACAUUUAUAGCCCCCCUGAGCACUAGUUAAAACAUUUUCUCACAGAAACCCUCAAAUGUUGGCCAACUGUAUGAAGCACCGUGUGCAGAAGUUGUUCUAACAUUACACUCUAAACUCUGAGGGCUAGCAUGUGGAUAACAGAGGAGAAAAGGCACCCUCAUUUGCAAGAGUAACGUGACAUUCUGCCCACUUUAACACUGACAUAUAAAAACCUAAUACAUAUCUGUGAAAUUUAGCAGAAGGGUUUGUGCCACUGUCUCUGGUAUUCUCUCAGUAGUUAGGAGGAUUUUAACUUUUGAAGUGCAUUAUUAAUGUGAAUUGACUGUACUUUUUAACUGCCAACCCAUUCCAAAAAGAACAGCUUUGUGGACCUCUGGCUUGUUCCUUAUGAAGGCUUUCAUAGCCAGUGGUCAUUAGCCAUAGAGAUAGCAUUGUCCUUACAAUGUAUUCAUAGUACUUCUGUUCAUAGUUAGAUUACCAGAACAGCCUCCAGUCUUUAUAUUUAGCUAACCCCAGACUGAGUGCAGAGGAUGACAUUUUAAAGUUGCACUUAGUUGUAGUGCACAGUGUUAGGCAGCAAUGCCCCAUUUUGUUAUUGUUGCAAUUGUAAGUGUGCUAAAUGGGUGUACAAAUAAUGAAGUCUCAGCUUAGCCCUGCUUGCUUUACAAACUCGUUUAAUAUGUGCACUGAAUGAGUGUUGUAAUGUUUAAUGAAUAGGCUUUAGACACUGCAAAUGUUUGCAACGACAUGUGUUUUGGUUCCUCCCUUUUGCUUUGCCACAUUUUAUCAGUUCUAGGACUUUAAUUUGUUUGAACCCUUUUAAUUUAAUUGCAGUGUUUCAUGUUCAUACUGUUUCAAUAAAAAACUGAAAACACUCCAUAAAA
This is a messenger RNA of Xyrichtys novacula (pearly razorfish), 10324 nucleotides long. Lineage: Eukaryota; Metazoa; Chordata; Actinopteri; Labriformes; Labridae. The record is from the annotation of a GenBank genome assembly.